UAGCUAAGCACACACAGUUCUGCACUACUACUACUCCAUUACCUAAUCUCUUUCACUUCAGAAUACCACACACCAUUCAAAUUACUGCUUACUUACAUACUAAUCAUGGCCGCCGCUAGAGCGAAUUGGCUUGCUGCCGCUGCCAUACUCUCCCUUCUGUUCCUUUCCAACGCUGACACAAUGAUCAAUGUUGAAGCGGCGGGACGUCGAGGUGGUGGCAGAGGCGGCAGUGCCUGCGGGAAGACACCAAUAGGGGCUGCAGCGGCGAGCCUGAGCCCUUGCUUGAGCGCUGCUCGGAACGCCAGGGCAGCUGUGCCGCCGGCCUGCUGCUCCAAAGUCGGCGGGCUGAUCAAGGCGGCUCCCAAGUGCCUUUGCGCCGUGCUGCUGUCCCCCUUGGCCAAGCAGGCUGGAAUCAAUCCUGGGGUCGCCAUCACCAUCCCCAAACGCUGCAACAUUCGCAACCGCCCGGCUGGGAAGAAGUGUGGAGGCUUCACCCUUCCAUGAGCUAGCACCGCUGGGUUCCCGGGGCUGCCUUGCGUGGGAAGUAAUCGCAGUUCCAUUAUUUCAGAACUGCCGCAGGCAUUGCUAGUUGCUUGCUGUAGAAGGAAAAAGAGUGUCAAAUAAAGGGUUGCCCUUGUA
Linum trigynum is the source of this 639-nucleotide messenger RNA. The record is from the annotation of a GenBank genome assembly. NCBI's taxonomy places the organism in Eukaryota, Viridiplantae, Streptophyta, Magnoliopsida, Malpighiales, Linaceae.